AUGAUGCUCAUCUUCUUCGCCUUGUUCGGUGUCCUUGCCGGCCCCAUUCUCGCUCAGCACCCUGAUAACUGGAGUCAUAACAGCGGCUCGCCCACCACGAUUCCCGCCCUCGACUGUUCUGUUCGCGACUCCAAGACCAGCGCCCUCGCCUCCUGCACCAAGAGCCACGACACUCUCGCCACCAAUUACCCAGAAGAGUGCCGCAGUCUCCUCAUGGAACAAGGCCUCUUCAGCAGCUGCAUCACUGCCACCAAACCCAAGCCCUUCUCGAAGCCAACCUACACUCUCAUGGACGGCACCACCCAAGCCACCUUCACCUCGAACCGCAUCGUCACCCAGUUCAACGUUGCACCUCCUGACAUGAAGGUAGCCGAUAUUCCCGCUCCCACCAACUCCAUUGCACUCCUCGACGACCUCACUCACCCCACUGACCCCGUCUAUGACUCCGGCUACCCGCUGCCAUACUGUCCAGAUGUCGACCACUGCCCCGUCAAGUUCCGCUGGCGCAACGCCCCCUGGGAGGCGCCGCACGGCAUCUGCACCCUCUGCAAGGACCUCGAGAAUGUCGGCUGGGUCGGCUUGCCGUACAACACUUUCCCCUAUCACAUGCAGAUGUAUUUGUGCAAGAAGUGGCAGCCUCCUGCGGCCUACGACUGCUAG
This is a messenger RNA of Cyphellophora europaea CBS 101466, 660 nucleotides long. RefSeq lists its product as uncharacterized. Lineage: Eukaryota; Fungi; Ascomycota; Eurotiomycetes; Chaetothyriales; Cyphellophoraceae. The record is from RefSeq and is a predicted model, not a curated record. Bases 1 to 660 code for a protein of 219 amino acids. The transcript has 2 exons.